UCUAGAAAGCCAAAUCACCCCUCACCUAUUUCUCUCUUACUUUCCAGUUUAACCUAACCCUUCUCUUUUAAAAACCCUAACCCCUCUUCCUUUUCCCCUCGCUCUCUUUUCCUUGCCACCAAAAAACAUCUUUCUGUUCAAUUGAAUCCUCCUUUUUCUAUUCAACCAUAAUGUCUUGCUUCAUUAGCAAAUACGCCGAUGAGUUGGCUAAAAACGCUGCUUACAUUGGCACCCCUGGAAAGGGUAUCCUUGCUGCUGAUGAAUCCACCGGCACCAUCGGCAAGCGUCUUUCAAGCAUUAAUGUAGAAAAUAUUGAAGAAAACAGGCGUGCUCUCCGUGAGCUCCUCUUCACUGCUCCAGGAGCUCUUCAGUACCUCAGUGGUGUUAUUCUCUUCGAGGAAACCCUUUAUCAAAAAACCGCUUCGGGCAAGCCCUUCGUUGAUGUUUUGAAGGAAGGUGGUGUCCUCCCUGGCAUCAAGGUCGACAAGGGUACCGUUGAGCUUAAUGGAACCAACGGCGAGACUUUCACCCAGGGUCUGGAUGGCCUUGCACAGCGAUGCCAGAAGUACUAUGAAGCUGGUGCUCGCUUUGCUAAAUGGCGUGCUGUCCUUAAGAUCAGUGCUAAUGAGCCUACCGAGCUUGCAGUCCAAGAAAAUGCCAACGGGCUAGCUAUGUAUGCUGCCAUCUGCCAGCAAUGUGGCCUUGUCCCAAUCGUCGAACCUGAAAUUCUUGUUGACGGAUCUCAUGACAUUCAAAAGUGUGCUGCAGUGACAGAGCGUGUUCUUGCUGCCUGCUACAAGGCUCUAAAUGACCACCAUGUCAUGCUUGAGGGUACUCUUUUGAAGCCUAACAUGGUGACCCCUGGUUCGGACUCCCCGAAGGUUGCCCCAGAUGUUAUUGCUGAGUAUACUGUCCGUGCCUUGCAGCGAACUGUCCCUGCUGCAGUCCCAGCUAUUGUAUUCUUGUCUGGUGGGCAAAGUGAGGAGGAGGCUACCCUAAACCUUAAUGCCAUGAACAAGCUCCAGACCAAGAAACCAUGGUCACUCUCAUUCUCAUUCGGACGCGCCCUUCAGCAGAGCACUCUCAAGACCUGGGCAGGAAAAGAGGAGAAUGUGAAGAAGGCACAAGAUGCUUUGCUCGUUAGGUGCAAGGCUAACUCAGAAGCCACUUUGGGUACAUACAAGGGUGAUGCAGAGCUUUGUGAGGGUGCUGCAGAGAGCCUUCAUGUCAAGGACUACAAAUAUUAAGAAAUUAGGCUUGUGGUCAAAUAUGUGAUGCUUAGCAGAGUAAAUUCUGGUAUUGAUAUUAGGGUUCUAGUGUUUUUUUCUUCUUCUUUUGAGUUUCUGCCGUUGCUCAUCGAAUUUAGUCUGUGGAAUCAGACAAAUUACAAAUAAGGUUUGGGAGCCUUUGUGCUCGUUGAGUAUUUUUGGUUUUCUGUUUAUUUCAUUUUAAAACAAAAUUCUCUGCUUAGUUGAGUGUAAGCCCGCAUUGUGGGACAAAAAUGACCAAGUAUAAGCCCUUAUUCUGUUGGUUA
Messenger RNA from Gossypium raimondii (Peruvian cotton), 1534 nucleotides. Its product is annotated as fructose-bisphosphate aldolase 6, cytosolic. The transcript has 3 exons. Gene Ontology annotation, cellular component: cytosol. The record is from RefSeq and is a predicted model, not a curated record. NCBI's taxonomy places the organism in Eukaryota, Viridiplantae, Streptophyta, Magnoliopsida, Malvales, Malvaceae. Gene Ontology annotation, biological process: glycolytic process; fructose 1,6-bisphosphate metabolic process. Bases 171 to 1247 code for a protein of 358 amino acids. Gene Ontology annotation, molecular function: fructose-bisphosphate aldolase activity.